Molecule: messenger RNA, 4599 nt
Organism: Anopheles nili
Lineage: Eukaryota; Metazoa; Arthropoda; Insecta; Diptera; Culicidae
Gene: cdi
Exons: 8
Coding region: 874-4599 (1241 amino acids)
Biological process (GO): actin cytoskeleton organization; protein phosphorylation
Cellular component (GO): nucleus; cytoplasm
Molecular function (GO): ATP binding; protein serine/threonine kinase activity
Source: RefSeq, a predicted model, not a curated record
AAGACGUCGGACGCGCAUCGCUGUCGCCCGAACAGUGUAGUAGUUUAUCCUGGUUUAGUAUUCCCUGCCUCGAAAACAGAAUGGCAGGACAGAUAAUAUAUAACAAAAUGAGGCUCAGACAAGGUCGCGUCGCCAGCAACAGACAGUAGUGGCCCGCUUAGGCUCAGCUGAGGUUAAUUCAAAAAAUCCCGCCAUCCUAGGAGCACCAGAAGCUCCCAGUGAACACUGAGAGGCACCGUCCGAGAAUGCCUAUGGGAAACACCUUUGGCGAGAAAGCACUAGCUCGGAAUUUCAGCAUUCUGCGCGAGAUGAGUGCAUUCGAUCGACGUGCGUAAACGAGCGAAAUGAUCCUCGCCGGCAAGUGUCAAAUAGUGUCAAAAGAAAGCGCAUAAGUGCGUGUGAUUGUAGUGCGCGUGUUUGUCCCGCACGUAGUGGAUUCGAAAGAUCCACAUCGGUUUGAUGGUGAUAAAGAGAGAGAUAGAGAGAGAUAGAUAGAAAGAGUGAUCGAGUGAUCGAGUGAAAACAAAUGUAUCCACACACGGAGGCCCCAAACCGGCGAGUGUGCAAAUGAUAAGGUGUAUCGGUGCGUGCUAGUUGUUGUUUUCCUCCGCCAGUGCCGGAUUUCGAUCGUUUUCUACGCACCGUGCGAAUCCGUACGCAGGUCGGUGGUGCCAAACAAAAGAAAAGAGCGUGAAAAAAAAAGAAGAAAAAAAACCCGCGCGGAAAGCUCACGCACUGGCACCGUAGGAGCCUUCGAGCGAUGUGCGUCGUCGUCGUCGAAAGGCUUGACAAAAAGCGCAAACACUCGCCCACAAACCCGUCGAACUCGCGGUCAUCGUCGUCGGUGGCGGAGUUGGUGGUGAGCUGAUAAAUAUGAACGUCGGACAGCAUACCGGUCCGGGGCCGCCAUUGAGCCGCAAUGGCUGCUCGGAUCGUUCUGUCACCGGGCCAUCCUGUCGGGCGCUCCGGACGGCCGUUUCGGCACUCUACUGUUUGGACGACUUCCAUCGGGAGCACAUCGGGUCGGGCUUCUUCUCGGAGGUGUUCAAGGUGACACACCGGACGACCGGUGACGUAAUGGUGCUGAAGAUGAACCAACGGCGCGCCAACCGGCCCAACAUGCUGCGUGAGGUGCAGCUGCUCAACAAGCUGUCGCAUCCGAACAUCCUGAGGUUUAUGGGCGUCUGCGUACAGGAAGGACAACUACACGCCCUCACGGAGUACAUCGAGGACGGCUCGCUCGAGCAGCUGAUCGCGAACAAAGGCGAGUACCUUCCGGCCCUUUGGAAGAUAAGGAUCGCGCUCGGGAUUGCCCGAGGAAUGCAGUACGUGCACGACGUCGGUAUCUUCCAUCGUGAUCUCACCAGCAAGAACGUGCUUGUGAAGCGACUACCGGACGGUAUGUUCGAUGCGGUGGUCGGUGACUUCGGGCUGGCAGCUAACAUCCCUCGGAAAUGUGGCAAACCUCGCCUUGACACGGUUGGCUCCCCGUACUGGAUGAGUCCGGAGUGUCUGAAAGGACAGUGGUACGAUCAAACCAGUGAUGUAUUCUCUUUCGGGAUAAUAUUGUGUGAAGUGAUAGCACGGAUUGAAGCCGAUCCGGAUAUCAUGCCCAGAACUGAUACGUUCGGUUUGGACUACAUUGCGUUUGCGGAUGUGUGCCCGAACGAUACGCCACCGGCGUUUUUAAGACUGGCCUUCUAUUGUUGUACUUAUGAUCCAAAGAGUCGACCAACGUUUACGGAGUGCGUGAAAAAGUGCACUCUGCUGUCGGACGUAUGCGAAGACAGCUACAAUCAUCUCCAGCAGCAACAGCAGCAGCAGCAGCAGCAACAACAGCAGCAAGCACAUUACCGCUUAAACGUGACCACCAACGGGAGUGCGAUCUCGAGCAGCGGUUUGAACGGAUCCUCGGCUACGAACGGAUCCUCAGAACUGAGUUCCGCCGGAAGCGAAACUAGCUCUCCAAGCAGCAGCACAACGGCCACACCGUCCAGCAGUGGAGAGUACUCCCAAAAUCCGCUUCACCAUCGUCGAUCGCUGUCGGAGAACGUGAUCGUGUUCCCACCGCACACAACCCCAAGCGAUAAGGCGCGCUAUCACAUGUACCAGCGGGGAAACUCGGUUGUGCGGCCAGCCGAACCAGCAAUCCCGGAAUCGCCCACCUACUCCAACCAAACGCUCCGGAAGGUCGCCGAAACGAUGCUGUUGAAGGACUCGCAGUACAAACCACGGGCGAAGACGGAACAGGGUGGUGGGCCAAAGGCAAACCCAUUCAGUGCGCUCUCGCAGCUGAAGGGCGUCAAGAAGAUCCUCGGUCCAAACCCGGCCGUGACGACGUACAGCUCGGGUGAUUUGUUUAGCUCGUGCUUCGAGAUAUCGGCCCCGUACUUCCGAGCGUGGAACUCCGUGCAGAACCAGAUCGUGAGGAAUGCGCGCGAUGGACGGAGUUGCGCUGGGCUGGCAGGUUCGGGAGGUUCCGGUUCUGGCAGUGGUAAUGGUGAAGGACAGCCCAAGAGUCUACCGAAUUCGCCGACCUCUCCGCGGAAGGAAUAUGGCGAAGAGGACGAAGAACAGGCGAGCGGUGGUGCGUUGGCAAACGAGUACCGUAAAGUGUCCCUUGGCAACGUGCGGAAGUACCGAGCCAGCUUCACCGAACUCUCUAGUCAUCCACUGUAUAAGAGUGGCCAAAUUGAGACUGAAGUAACGAGCGCUGGUACUGUGUCGGUGGCAGCAAAGAUGACCAAUCCGGUGGCGGGUGCUGCCAAUCCAACCGUGAACGGUAGCGCGACAAUAGUGCACGCCGUUAAUCCGGCCACGGGCAAGAAAAUGUCCAACGGAAGCAUAAAGCCCGCAAUGCCCUCCAUCGCUUCGGCAGAUCCUGUCGACGAGGAGAUGGAGCUGCACGGAGAGGAAUUGCACGUGUGUGCGAAACCGGCGAAAGUUCCUGCCAAUGGCACUAGCAACCUGGCGCACUUGUGCAGUGUUAACAAUGGAGACAGUGGCACCGAAGAGGGUCAAGACAGUGCGAGCUGUGACGGAGAGUCAACCAGGCAAGAAGAUGACGACGGGGAGGAAGAAGGAGAUGCCGAUGAGCGGACAGAGGACGCAGAUCAGAGGCGAGUGGAAGUUAGGAAGUUGAAGCCGACGUCUGGUACGACCGCCAUUAGUGAACCUAGCACGAACGGAUGUAAGGAUGUGUGUUCCGAGGAUAACGGUGUACUGGAGACACCGCGCAUCCUUACGCGACGCGGUUCCACUGAGAGUGGGUUCUUUUCUUGCCUCAACGAAGACUUUGGCACGUACAAGUCUUCGCCCUGCUGCUGUUUCGAGCAGAUAUCACACUUUGAGUCAACUGAUCGGUUGCCCAUGUGCCGGUGCAUAUAUGCCGGCGCAUCGACACUGACCGGAGGUGGAACUGCGACAUCCAACGGUACGGUCGGAGACGGUCUAGCCGGUCUGAUGUCCAACCAAACGCUCAACGAUAGCUCGAGCAUACUGUUCUUCGAUGACAGCUCGACAACGGUCAGUUCCCUGCGUAGCAUGGAUGAUCUGGAGCUUUCGGACUCGAUACGGAAGCGCUUCAACCACCACCAUCAUCUGCACCAUCUGCAUCCGGCACACCAUCAGAUGCAUGGCCGGCAUCACCAUCACCUGCUCAGCAACGUCGACAUCGAUGCCCGCUCGAUCGACAUGGGUCUCAUCAACCGGUUGGCGUUGGAUUCUGAGAUCAGCAGCAUGAUCCAGAAGAACCAGUUCACCAACCAGCUGCUGUACUGCAAGAACCGGUCGUCGUCGAUCUUCACGGAUAGCUCGGACGACAUCAGCAGCCUGGCGGGGUCGGAUUCAUUGCUGUGGGAUGAUCGCUCCUGCACGACAAUGCCAAACACACGGUCGGCGCAGAUUGCCAAGAUCGUCGAGUACUUCGAACGCAAGGGCCAGACGUUUAAACCAUUCACCGUACCUGAUACGCUUCAGUUGGGCGCUUCUGCCACCGGAGGGAGCCACUGCGGUGGUCCGGGCAGCUCGGUACAUCUGCAGCACCAUCAUCAUCUUCAUCACCAUCAUCACCAUCGUCAAAGUGCCUGUGGAUCGGUGGUCACGCCGAUUGGAAUGAGCACUACGACGACACCCGUUGCCGGAACACCCGUAACAUCUUCAGCACCCACAGCGACACCAAACGGGAUGGCCACCGAGAACGGCAGAAGGCAUUCUUCCACUGCAAUGACGGCCACUACCGGAGCUCCGAACGCCAAGCUUUCGCAGGCCGAACUAAAGCAGCGCUUCGAGUAUGAGGCGUUCUGUCUCGAGCUGGAAAGAAAACAGCAACCUGCAGGUGUUGUUGCAAAUGGACCCCAGCACCGGUUGAACAACAUCUGCGAGGGAAACGUUCGCUCGAAACUGCAGCUGUUCGAUAAGCUGAAGCAGCAGAGCAAUGGUGUCGCGGUGCCAUCGGUUACCGCGAACGGUGGUCCACUGCCGAGUGGGAUUGGAAAUGGUUCCAACGGAAGCAAUGCUACCGCCACCGGUAGCUGCUGCGCCGCUAGCAAUCCCGGUGUUUCCACCAACAUGAACGGGUUAACCAUUAUCGAUAAGUAG